UGGACACCUGAUGGUCACGUGACACCCUCCUCUCACGUGACGCGACCGAGAGUCUAAAAAGAUAAAUGUAUAGGGGAAACGGUGCUUGUAUAUAAAAGUAAGGUGUAAGUAAGGAAAAAACGUAUUUUUUCCUCCAGAAAAUGGUCAACGAAGCAUGAGUUCAGAAGGUAACACUCCAGCUGAUCUCAGAAACUGCCCCAGGACUGCAGAAAGUACCAGCAAGAACAUGGAUCCGGAAGACCUUUGCAAGACUCAAUCUUCUAUCUUGUAUCUUCUUCAGGAAGCCACCAGGCUUGUUACACCACCAAAACGGCACAGUCCAGAUGCAGAAAAACUCCAUGAUGGCACAAAAGAGACUAUUGUUUCACACUCAACUAGCUUGAUGCAAAAAGAUCCAGAGGUUAGAACUGUCACAGGAACCUUCUCUAUGUUAAGCAGUAGUCCAUGGGAGGUCAUGAGUCUCAUAAACCUCCAGUGCGAGAGGCUGCUCCACUCUGAUGGAACACAUGGAGAGGAAGAGGACUCGCACACCCACCAAAUGAAAGUAGAUGCUACAUCUGAAGACGGAGAUACUGCACAAGAAUGGUCCUCAUUUCCUUCAGCUGUUUCCACUUCUAUAAUGGCCAGAGAAGCUAAUGCAAUGGAGCGUGCCAUUGAGUCUGUUUGCUGCUCUGUUCCAAAUAACGUUGAUCCAAAUGACCACCUGACAAUUGAGAGCGUCACUGAGAAUGGUGAAGUUGCAGCAACCGUUGAAGAGGAUCUCGCAGAGCAUAUUUCCAAGACCACAGAGGAAAGUUUAUUUUCCAGCACAGUUAUGAGUGAAGAAAUGAUGGAUCACAGUAUCCUUGUUGAAACACCAGUGCUACCCCUUGACUUGACCAAAAAAGUGGAAAUUUGUGAACACACCACAGAGAGUGCUGGGGGUUUGAAUGAAAUGGCGAAUGUCUCGUCCAUUUCUGAGGCUCCCCAAAGUCAUGAAAUAAGCUCUGUUGACUUUACAUCAUCUUUGGUUGCUGAAAAAUAUGAAGACUCAUGCUUAUUUUUUAAUGACUGUGACGAUGCAGUGUGUGAAAGAGCAAUUAUGUUAGGAGCACCACCUUCAAAAACAGAUUUAAACAAUAACCUAGAGGAUCCUAUACUCCAGGAGAACGAAAAGACUCCUUCAGUAAUCUCCUCUCAGCUCCUAUAUGGUAACCGAAGGAGGACACCUAGGAAGCAGUCUCACCCUGUACGCAGCCCUGAUUUACAAGAUCCAGGGCUUCAGGGAGUCACGUUCAGCAUGCAUACAGAGCUAGAUCACAGCACAGACCAGUGCCGCCUUCUUAUCACCUCCAACUACAGUAAGCUAUCCAGGCGUGGCAGGAGGAGCAGAAGCUGUAGGCCCCGAUCCUUACAGAAUUCCCAGCGAACCAGCAGCUCAGAAGAAGAGUGUGACUCAGCCAGCCAGUGCGAGAAGAUAUGUGCAUCUUGCUGCACGAGGAAGACUCCUUUAUGGCGAGACGCAGAAGAUGGUACACCACUCUGCAACGCCUGUGGAAUCAGGUAUAAGAAGUACCGUGUGCGCUGUCUGCAGUGUUGGAACAUUCCCCGGAAGGAAGCCAGCUCCAACUCCAAGUGUUUGAAAUGUGGAGAUCUCCUCCAACCCGCCUCGCAAAGCAAACGGGCCGGAUGGUAGGAUGAACCGGUGUUGUACAUUCCUGCUUCCAUACAUUCUAGAACCAUCUCAUCAAUUUUCUUUUGGGAAAUUAGUUUGUUUUAGAAUAUUAAUAUGAAGCAUGGAUGCACUCCUGUAUAAAAGGGCAUUUCUCAGCUUUACAACAAUGAGGAAAGUAAUAUAUAAAGUUUCUUUAGUGUCUGUGUGUUUGUCAAAGCUCUUGCUGGAAUAGUUCUUAAUAUUGUUAAUACUUCCAUAUAUUUGUCACUGUGUUACAAUUUAUUUUUAUUUAUUAUUAUUAUUUUUGAUUGAGCGAUAGAACUUUCAGUCUUACUAAUUGUUUCUGCCUCCAAACAAAACAGUUUACUGUCCCAAGCUCCUUUAUAAUUUAUUAUCCAACAUGUAAACAUUGUGGGAAAGUGGUGUCUGUAAAAAUGGUUAGAUUUUGCACCUUGUCUGUAGUGUUUGCUGUGGUGUGUAAUGGUGUGUAGCCUAUUUAGGCCUUAAAAGCAUGAAUAUUGCUGCUGUCUUUACAAUCUCUUCUUUGAAUUUUUUGUUUUUUUGCUGCCUGUGAUGCAUUUUUACAUAAGAUUUUCUGGAAGCUUGUUUGGAUUUGGUUGAAAAUUAAAUUGUGAUGUAGCACUGGGUAUAUGUUGAAUGACCAACACCAAAAAUAGCAGUUAAGUAUUUUGUGCUGCCACGUGAUGGGUUGAAAUCAUUAGUUUUAUUUCAAAACAGGGUGUGCAUAAUUAAAAAAACAAUUACCAAUGGGAAUUAAAGCCACUGAUGAAGCUGUUGAUGAA
Molecule: messenger RNA, 2457 nt
Organism: Silurus meridionalis
Lineage: Eukaryota; Metazoa; Chordata; Actinopteri; Siluriformes; Siluridae
Gene: zglp1
Product: zinc finger GATA like protein 1
Exons: 5
Coding region: 155-1675 (506 amino acids)
Biological process (GO): oocyte development; regulation of transcription by RNA polymerase II; spermatogenesis
Cellular component (GO): nucleus
Molecular function (GO): zinc ion binding; sequence-specific DNA binding
Source: RefSeq, a predicted model, not a curated record